GUUGAAUCUAAUAUUACUAUUAUUAGAUAAGUACCUUGGUUUGUGUAACGAUGCACCUUGUUGAAUGUUGUCUGUUGUUAUUUAUUUUGGGUGACCCAACGGCUUCACAGAGCUGUAGGGAAUAUUCGCAGAGUUGCAAUGAUGACAAAGCCUGUUGCGGAGGAUGUUGUAUGGACGGGAUAUGCAAAGAUACAUAUGCAGACUGCAGACUGAAUUCCGAUCCUUGCUUGGAAGCAUUGUGUCCACCGGAUCAAGAAUGUUACGUCUACUACCCCACACACUGUCCUGGUUGUGGACCUACAAAAGAAUGUCGAGAUGCUCCACGUCCACCAGAAAUUCCGACUUCUACGGAGGCUGCCAAAAUAGCAAACAAGUCUUCCAACUUUACACUCAGCAAAAGUGUGUUCUUUAUCUCGUUUUUGAUAUUAUACACUUUUUAUAGAUAGAAUGGUGACUGUUAUUUUAUUGGAAUAGCACAACUUUUAUAAAAUACAUAACACCAUUCAGUCAGUCAGUUUCAUGAAGCUAGCUAAAAAAACGUGAGUAGGGUAUAAUAUUGAUAUUAUCGAUGAAUCUAUGUUAUUGAGAAUUAUCGAUAAACCGAUAAUUCUUUAUCUGAUAUUUUAUCGAUAAUAAUUAUCGAUAUAUCGGUAAAGUUGCCCACCCCUACAGCCUUGUACGGACGAUGUUCCACUAAAAUUAUAUGAAUUUCCUUUCGUACGCUCCAAGAGAUAAGAAAAGUGAAACCCAUAUAGCAAUACUGAUGAACGGAGUAAACAUAUUUCAAGAUUAGUUUUUGAUAUUUUGUCCAGGACGAUACUGCUUUGGGAAAGUGUUUCCCGGACUAUAGGUUUAAAAGAAC
This is a messenger RNA of Phaedon cochleariae (mustard beetle), 862 nucleotides long. Lineage: Eukaryota; Metazoa; Arthropoda; Insecta; Coleoptera; Chrysomelidae. The record is from the annotation of a GenBank genome assembly.